AUCUGUGAGGGCUUUCUGAUGAAGAGGAGGAAGUACCCAAUGAAGGGCUGGCACAAGAGGUACUUCCUGUUGGAAAAAGGAAUCCUCAAGUACUCAAAGACACAGCAGGAUAUCCAAAGAGGAAAGCUCCAUGGCUCCCUGGAUGUUAGCCUCGCUGUCAUGUCCAUCAACAAGAAGUCCAAGCGCAUCGAUCUGGACAGUGGAGACUAUUUAUACCACCUCAAGACCAAGAGCAAUGACUUGUUCUACAUAUGGCUGACCAAGCUGUGUGCCCAUCGUGUCUUCAAGAAGAACGAGGCCCUGGGCGUCCACCACGGAGUCCUCCAUGCCCUCACCAUGGGUAACAGCACGUUGUUGCCAGCCAUGGCCAGUCUAGCCCAGAGAAACCAAGCUGCAAUGCCAGGCAUGAUGGAGGUUUCGCCCACAGCAGCCCCAGGGGUCAACGGCAAGGUGGCAGCAUGGCUCCAGCAGACCCACCAGUCCGAUACCUGCUCCCAAGAGCUAGCUCGUUCUCAGGCGGACUUAACUGAGUUGGCCCAGCUCAUUCAGAGGCUCAAUUGGCUGGAGAGUGGCCAGAAACCCAUCUCCAACAGUGACCUAGAGCGACGAAUCAACUUGCAGAAUCUGACACUUAAUAUCCCCAAGGCCAAGAAGGAGAGGAAGACUACGAACAAGAUAUUUGGUCAUUCUCGCACCCAUUCUGGAGUCGAAACCUGUGGCAUGGUAAGUUCUCAUGUCCUAUACAGUGGGUGUAUUGUGGGAGCCUCCUCGGUGCCGUCCAUCCCAGACUAUGUGUACUCACAGCUCUCCAAUCCUCUCAUAACCUCCCCCGAAGCCAAGAAGAUCCAGCAGGAGAUUUGUGCUGUGUCCCAUAAGGUUCAUGCGUCUCUCAAAUCCAUCCACGAGGUGCUCGCGCUGGAGCGUGAGCGGGUCCGACAGGCUUGGACCGGUCCCGACCUGCGCUCAUCCACCUCCAAUCAACUGGCCACCCUGUGUAGCACACUGUCUGAGCUGGAGGUGCAGUCUUGCCAAACCAAAGUUCAUUCCCUGUCCCUUUCCUCUGGAUCCACGGGGGGCUCCAAGGAGUCCUACAGCACUGUGCGUCAGGACCAGACGCCCUCUAAGGGUUGCUCUGUGCAGCGCACCCCCUCGCUGGCCGACUCCAUGGCCGAGUACUAUGACGCCAGAGAUGUCAUCGUCUGUGAGAACUCAGAAAACGGCGAAGAGGAGUCUGAUGAAUCCGGGCUAAGUGACAUCACCACCACCAGUAACUCUGAGCCAGACGAGGUCCAUGCCUCUGCCACCCUGAACUACCGCACCAGCGUGUCCAGAGCCCCGGACAUGGUCAGCACCGUGCCCACCAACACAGGCCGCCGCACCGUCCUGCCCGCCAACUGUGUCGACAACAGCCACAUUGGCAUCAUGACCAUCCUGUACAACAACAUUGGCAAGGACCUGUCACGUGUGUCCAUGCCCUGUGGCCUCAACGAACCUCUGAGCCUGCUGCAGAGAGUGAGCGAAGAGCUGGAGUACUCUGAGCUUCUGGACAUCGCCAACCGCACAGAGGACCCCUUCGAAAGGAUGCUAUACAUUGGAGUUUUCUCUAUCUCUGGCUAUGCCUGGGCCACCUGGCGGAACCGCUACAAGCCCUUCAACCCCGUCCUGGGAGAGACUUACGAGAGCCACCGCAAGGAGCGCGGCUUCCGCUACGUCGCUGAGCAGGUCAGCCACCACCCGCCCUGCUCCGCCGUGCACGCAGAGUCUGAGAACUUCACCUUCUGGCAAGACCAGCAAUGGAAGAACAAGUUCUGGGGGAAGUCUUUGGAGAUCAUCUCCUCUGGUCCAGUGAAUGUCAAGUUGCCAAAAUAUGGGGAUCACUACGAGUGGAACAAAGCGGUGACCUGCGUCCACAACGUCCUGAGUCAGCAGAGGUGGCUGGAGCACUACGGAGAGGUGACCAUCAGGAACACCAAGAGUGACCUCUGCACCUGCAAGAUCUCCUUCGUCAAGUCCCGCUACUGGACCUCAGAGACGAGUAAGAACGAGGUGCAGGGCCAGGUUCUGAACCAAGCGGGAGAGGUGGUCCACCAGUUUGGUGGGCUGUGGCACGAGGGCAUCUUCUGUGACACCCUGCCUAACCCAAAGUGCAUCUGGAAGCCCAACCCUCAGCCUGAUGACCACUUCCAGUACUACGGCUUCGGUCGCUACGCCAGGGAGCUCAAUGAGCUGACCCCUGAACUGAAGAAGGUCCUGCCUCCCUCAGACACCCGCUAUAGGCCAGACCAGAGGAUCCUGGAGGAGGGAGAUGUAGCUGGGGCUGACAGUAAGAAGGAGGAAGUAGAGCAGAAACAGAGGGACCGACGAAAAGAGCUGGCCAAGAAGGGAGAGGCGCACGUGCCUCGUUUCUUCAGGAAAGAGCUGGAUGCGGCAGGGAAUGAGAGCUGGCUGAGCAACGGCACCUACUGGAAGAUCCGUGAUCAGCCAGGCUUCGCCAACACCAAGAACUUGGAUCUGUGGUGUUGA
Messenger RNA from Salvelinus namaycush (lake trout), 2523 nucleotides. RefSeq names its product oxysterol-binding protein-related protein 6-like. The transcript is spliced from 19 exons. The record is from RefSeq and is a predicted model, not a curated record. NCBI's taxonomy places the organism in Eukaryota, Metazoa, Chordata, Actinopteri, Salmoniformes, Salmonidae. Gene Ontology annotation, molecular function: cholesterol binding. The coding region runs from base 19 to 2523 and encodes 834 amino acids. Gene Ontology annotation, cellular component: cytosol; plasma membrane; perinuclear endoplasmic reticulum.